AUGGCGACUCCUCAGCUUCUUAAGGUUCGUCGCCAACUCAGUGUUGCGUUAUACGGUGAAGUCCUCGAGUGUGAUCUACCCGGACACGACGAUCCCGUUGCAGUCAAGUGCAUUUCACUUUCUCGAGCAGCUGAACGUCGGAACCAAAUCCAUGCAGCUCGAGAGAUUGAUAACCCUGUACAAGAGCAACGGGUUGCAGCUUUACUUAUAGCUAAAGGAGGUCAUCCCAAUGUAGUACAGUCUUACUUCCACUUUGUUCACGAUGGAACAUUAUACCUCGUAAAUGAACUUUGUGGAGGUGGAGACUUGCAUGCACUUGUAACAGAACGACUCAAUGCAUCAAAAUUUCUAGAAGAAGAUGAAGUAUUGCCAUUGAUGCAACAAGUACUAGCAGGUGUUCACUAUUUACACAAAACUCUAGGCGUUGCCCAUCGGGACAUGUCUCUUGAAAAUGUACUGCUAAGCCAUGGAGUAUGCAAGAUCACAGACUUUGGACUCUCCACGGAUGCACGACGCAUUUGUGACGGUUGUCAAGUGGGCAAAGAGUUUUACAUGGCACCAGAGGUUGUCGCAGGGGAGCGAUACGACCCUUUGCUGGCCGAUGUGUGGUCGCUAGGUAUCAUGUGGUUCAUUCUACUCACUGGUUCACCACUACUGUCACUUGCCUCCCCAUCCGUAAAAGGCUUUGAGGCUGUGGUUCAAUAUGGUGUGGGCGUCAUUUUUGAAUCGUGGGGUCACUCGAACCGUAUUUCGAAAAAUACCAUUUUACUAUUGGAAAAGAUGCUUCAAAUUGAUCCGCAUCGACGGAUUUCACUCGAUCAAGUGCUGGUCCACCCUUUGUUUAUAUAA
Molecule: messenger RNA, 849 nt
Organism: Peronospora farinosa
Lineage: Eukaryota; Oomycota; Peronosporomycetes; Peronosporales; Peronosporaceae
Source: the annotation of a GenBank genome assembly